AUGCCAAAGCUAGUUGUGGUCCCGUUUGGGCCUUUGGGCGGGGCGGAUGCAGCAUGGUUCAGCAUUGAGGAUUAUAACGCAAUUUAUGUAAUUGGGUAUGCUUUCUUUCUAGACUUUUACGUUUAUCUUGAAAAAUAUAAAAGGUGUUCAAACUUGUCUCAAGAUUCAACCCAUGCGAUACUCUUUGGAUGUGCUUCUCAGUACAUAAUUAUGCCAACUUUUGGAUUCAUAAUAAGCAGAUUGUUGGGGCUCUCACCAUCUCUUUCAGUUGGUCUAAUAUUGCUUUCUUGUUGUCCCGGAGGCACUGCCUCUAAUAAUAAUUUGAUCUGUACAUGUACAGAUCUCAUCAUUACUUUUCUUCUACUCUUUAUCGGAUGUUCUUCAAGGCCACUCUACCCGCUUCCAAGUCACGAUGAAAAGACGAAAAUGCCCCUACAAACUUUUCGUCCAUUUAACGUUGCACAUCGGGGUUCAAAUGGAGAACUCCCAGAAGAAACUGCUCCUUCUUACUUGAGGGCAAUUGAAGAAGGAACAGACUUCAUAGAAACGGAUAUUUUAGUUAGCAAAAAUGAUGUUCUUAUGUGUCACCAUGAUGUUAUUCUUGAUGACACAACCGAUGUUUUAGAACAUAUACAGUUUGCAGAUAGAAAAAGAACCUAUGAAGUUGAAGGAGCUAACAUGACUGGAUUGUUCAUAUUUGAUUUUACAUUAGAAGAACUAAAAACAUUGAGGGCAAAACAGAGGUUUUCAUUUCGUGAUCAGCAAUAUAAUGGUUCGCUACCUUUAUUUUUUAAUCAAAAUUCUUUAAAAAGAUAGUUUUUAUUCUAACAUAUCAUUGUGUUAUGCCCAUAAACAGGUAAGUUUCCCAUUAUAACCUUCGAAGAGUACAUUCAAAUUGCAAUAAAUGCACCGAGGAUUGUUGGAAUAUAUCCUGAAAUUAAAAACCCUGUAUUGAUGAACCAACAUGUGAAAUGGCCAAAAGGGAAAAGAUUUGAAGAUGUUUUUGUGGAAAUUCUUAAGAAGUAUGGAUAUAAAGGUUCUUAUAUGUCAAAAGAAUGGCUUAAACAGCCUUGUUUUAUUCAGUCGUUUGCCCCAUCAUCACUUGUUCAUAUCCACAACAAAACCGAUCUACCAAAGAUUUUUCUCAUUGAUGACGUGGACGUAAGAACCCAG
Lactuca sativa (garden lettuce) is the source of this 1173-nucleotide messenger RNA. NCBI's taxonomy places the organism in Eukaryota, Viridiplantae, Streptophyta, Magnoliopsida, Asterales, Asteraceae. The record is from RefSeq and is a predicted model, not a curated record.